AUGGCCAAAGUCAAGGGCAAAAAGGGCUCGGCGGGAGGAGUGAACAGUCACAUCCGCGCCCGAUUAAAUUAUCUGCAUGCCGCUGCUACAUAUCUACAAACGGGAGAAAUUCCCUCCAAACGACCUACAGACCUGGGUCCCCGCGAGAGCGCCGAAGCGGAGGACAAAGAAUCGAAGUCCGUUUCAGCUCGCAUUGUGCCGCAAGUUGUGAGCAAUGAUGUGGCGAUGUCCGAGGAACCUCUUUGUACCAAAAGUACGCCGGUUCGAGCCCCAACUAGUCAUAACUCGCGCCUUUCGCGAGUGCUCAUUUCUCACAUGCGCGGGGUGUCUUUGAAGUCCCAGCUUCGGCUUCCGGUCGAUGUGAAACGGUCGUUCUGUAAACGCUGCGAGUCGCAUCUGGUUCCUGGUGUCAAUUCUACCCAGGAGGUCAGGAAUGACAGCCGUGGCCGCAGCAAGCCAUGGGCGGAUGUUCUGGUCGUACGAUGUACCACGUGCGGCACAGAAAAGCGUUUUCCUCAAACAGAAAAAAGGAGCCAAAAGUUGCCAGAACGUCGCAAAAUGCAAGAACAGACAGCGAAAACAGCGACAGUACCUUGA
Aspergillus melleus is the source of this 597-nucleotide messenger RNA. Its product is annotated as ribonuclease P Rpr2/Rpp21/SNM1 subunit. Gene Ontology annotation, cellular component: nucleolar ribonuclease P complex. The record is from RefSeq and is a predicted model, not a curated record. NCBI's taxonomy places the organism in Eukaryota, Fungi, Ascomycota, Eurotiomycetes, Eurotiales, Aspergillaceae. The transcript has a single exon. The coding region runs from base 1 to 597 and encodes 198 amino acids. Gene Ontology annotation, biological process: tRNA processing.